CGGAAGUCGUUCUGCGUAGCGCGGAAAUUGAAACUAGCAGCUAGCGGCUAGUCGAAUUUAUUUGACGGUGCAGCUGAAAAACGAUGUAAAACUCUCGUGUGUAUUUUACCAUAUCAAGCGGUUUUUAAAUGAAGAAGUGGCUUCACUGCUAUGAUUAAAAUCACAUCAAGUAUGAAUAAUAAUUCACGUGUGGUUGAUACCGCAGGUUUGGAUGAUACAGAUCCAGUGAAGUGUUUUAUCUGUUUGAGUCCUUUUGAGGAUCAGGAGGUGGGCUCUCUGCAGAACUGCCAGCAUGUGUUUUGUCUUCAGUGUAUCCUGCAGUGGUCUCAGGUAAACACACACCUCACCUGUCAUUAUCAUGCUAUUUAAAUGUCACUGCAAGUGUGUGACAUGAUCAAUAUCUCGGAAUUACAAUAUCACUUUUAAGUCCAUUAAAGAGAUAACACUUUAUAUCAAAGUUCUUGUAAUAAGCAUUAAUAAACGUUAAUUAACACUUAUGAGAGCUUUUGAAACAUUUGUAAGUGUUAAAACCUACCACUGACACAUUUGAUAUUACUUAAAGGACACUCACCUACUCUCUUCCAGCAGCUGCUUGGGUGACGCAGCUCAAGGAAGAACAUUAUCAUUUCUUUAUCUUUUCCUUGAAGUAAUAAUCACAAUAUUCAUCAUUUUGCACUGCAGACGCGGUAGUUCUUCUGCCGUAGCGUCUCCGUCUGAUUGCAUUUCCAUGAAUGAUCAUAAAUGUUCUUCCUUGAGCUGCGUCACCCCGCUGUUAUCCGUAAUGGACUGGCCUGAGGUCUUGCUACAAACAAGUGACAAGAUCAAUUAAUUGUUUAAAGAGAAUAAUCAUUUUAUUUCUCUUUCAUGUUUCAGACAGCCAACACCUGCCCUGUAGAUCGGAUCAGCUUUGAUUUCAUCCAUCAGAGACAGUAUCCCGGGGGAGACAUCCAAAAAAAGGUGACCUCUAUUUGACCUCAGUUUUUGCAUUAUGCUUAAGAAGCCUUUUAUUUAUCUUAUUGAAUCAAACUAAAAGUUCUUGUGUUGCUGCAGAUUAAAGUCAAAACACGGAAAAAUGAUGGUGAUGAGGAAGAGGAGGGAAGCAGCGCUGUUAUUUGUGAAAGAUGUGGACGCAGUGACCGCAGGCACCGUCUGUUAGUGUGCACACAGUGUGAUUCAGGGUAAAGUCCAAUACCGGCAUUCAGUCUAUCACUCAAAUGCUUUCACAUUAUUAUAAAAAAACAAGUAUCCGAUACUGUGACUGCACUAAAUGUUCCAGAUAUCAUAUGAACUGCUUGACUCCACCUGUAACGACCGUGCCUGAAGGUCACUGGGUUUGUCCUGAGUGUGCAGUUUGUCCUCAACAUGCAGGUAAAGUUCUUUAAUCGACCAAAAAGCAAAGUAAAAUUUCAGAUGUUUUAGCCAAGUUAAAAGUUAAUUGCUACUUAACAGGAGUAUAGACUAUUAUGUAGUUAUUUAACUGUACCUGUGUAGAUGGUCUCUCAGUGGAUGAGGAUAUCAGUGAUGGGGAACUAUCAGACCUCCUGGCUGAAGCAGAUGAGACUCCAUCCACCAGCAGCCGCCUUCGUCCCUCCACUAUGAAUCGCCCUGGCAGCUCCACUGAGCAGAGACGCAGCCAGAGGGUCCAGAACAGAGCCGGCGCUGAUCCUUAUCCUCAUCCUAGACCCCAGACUUGUUUGGUAAGUUCAGGCUCACAUAGAGUAACUUGAGUUAUUAUUAAUGAAUGUUGACUCUCAGGGCAUCCCCUCUAAAGUUACUGAUAAAAUACACCAAGAAAAGUUAAUAUAAACCGUGGGAAUCGUGAGGUUUCGUAUUAUAAUCAUAGAUGUAUUACAGGAAAAUGAUGAAUCAUGCAGUUGUUUUCUAUAUGCCAGUUAAAGAUUAAAAUCAGGUGUACCAGUUACUUGGUGGAGAAAGUAGGGCAAAGACUGAGUCUUAAAGUGGUAAACAGACGCGGCGGUUUUAGUGAUCUUACCGAUAAUGUAUCAGACAUGUGGCUACGCCGCUCUUCCUUCAGACUCUCUUUGAGGAGAUGCACUCAUUCUGGUGCAGCUGCUGGUGUUUGCGGUUACAGUAGAAAAUAGGUAUCUUGGCCCACUUUGGCUUUAUCUGUGUGGGUUACUGAUGCAGCGUCUGGUUGAGCACACAUUGGUUUGUCGUGACUUCUCUCUCUGGUUUACCUGCAGGCUUUCAAACCAGACAGCCUUGAUUUCCCACUUUUCGUGACCUCUGAGAGGCUCGUAUCAUCUUCCCAGGGCUCUUAAGUGCUUCUUUUUCUCUGUGGAGCACCAGCUUCAGGUGGCUCACAGUGACUAAUGCUCUCCACCCGAAGAGUAGGCAUGUGGCGACGUGGUUUUGUUUAUUUACUCAAGGGCAUUUGUGCUCAGCUGCAUGUCGAUGAUCUGCUUUUGAGUGAACACUUGAGUCACGCUUCUCUCUCAGUCGAGGCGCUCUGCGGAGCCGGGGGUCACCUCUUAACUUGAUUUGAAGUGGAUUAUGCAUAUCAGCCAGACGUGAAUGACUAAAUGCAAAUUCUUGGAACAGUAUUUAUGUUUCAAAACUGGAAAAUAAACUUCCAAUCAUGAUUCGUUUUUUUUGUUUUUUCUCAGCAUGUACCGAAAUAUCUUUUAAGAGCAUCAGCACCUGCAGUCACAACAGAAGAUGCCGCUCCAGCUCCUCACACUGACCCCGGUAAUGCUUCAGUCAGUAAGUCAUCAACAGUUUUGAGUCUGUACAGUCCUCCACAGUUAUUUUAACCCUCUAUGUUCUCCACAGAGGUAAAGAAAAGGAAGAGGAAGCGUUUGACUUAAACAUCCGACACCAAAGAGGAGCAGAUGUGGUAGGAUGCUGCUGUGAAGGAAAUGCAGGUGCACGGAUUGCUUGUGACCACAUGGUGGCAGCAUUGUGUUUGCAAUUACUCUGAGUUUUGAAGCCAUAAAAAUGGGAGAUAAAAAAACAUGAGAACCCCCAAAUCUGCCUGUUAUUUAUUUAAUUUUAGUGGUUUUUUUUUAGUUUGAAAAAGAAACAUUCAUGCAGUGUUUUAGAAAUAAGAAACUGACAUUUUUCAUUACAUUUAUUUCUUUAAAAUUCAAUAAAAAACAAAACAAAGAGCUUGAUCACAGUUGUCUUAAUGCUGCAUAACUUCCAAAACCUUUCUGCAUAAGAGCCUUUAGUGCAAAGCUCCAAAAGUCCCAAAACUGAAAUUUAAUUCAGCCGAUUCUGACCAAUCAAAACACUUUUACAUUCAUAUGGCAGAUGGGAAAUAUAGAAUUAUAGUACCGGAGACUCAAAAUUACCGUAUUUUUGGGAAAUUUAUCGUACACCCGUCAUAAUCAAAAUAACAAUCUUACAUAUAGUCGCUGUGUUUAGCGUCCUAAAGCACUCACGAUUUUGUGGCUACAGUUUUGUGGUCGUUCACCGCCCCGCCCCACAUCACCAGUGUAUGUUCAGACUUCCCAUCUGAGCAGCCAAUCACCUUGGCUGCUCGCCUUUAGGUUUCACAAAUAAAAAACUAAAACGGUCUGGCAGACUGAGACAGUCCCAUUGUUCCACACAUUUUUUCUGGGGUAUUGAUCGUACAUCGGGCAAAUACGAUAAUUAUCGUACACCUGGGAACCCACUCUGUUUGGAUUACCCUUUUCUUUCAAAAUCAUUUUUGUACCAGAGUGUAACCUUGUUUAUUUUCAUUUAUAUAUCCAGACAAGUAUUUUUGAAUGGUUGUGAAUGUGGCUCAUGAUGCUUCUGGAGUCAAUCCCUAGUGGACUCUUGUGGUACUGCAGUUUGCAGAACUUCCUAGAGAUUGCUGCUUGACCUAUACAAAGAUAAUUCAGUCCAUAUUAAAGAGGUGGUUGCAUGGCUGUAGAUGUGACAGCCUUCAUGAUAAGUCAUGCAAAUUAAGAAAAACAUCCUGUAUCUUUUGUUUCAAACUGGAGAACCUUGUAAAAUCAGUGAUUAUAACUACUUUGGUGCAGCCACAGAGGAGGCGGGUGGACUGCGGCCAGAAGAAGUAUGCGAGUCAACUGUGGUGUCUGAGCAUCAAAGACUCAGACUUCAAUAGGGAGUUAGCUCGUCUGACGGAUUUUCUUCAUCCCGCCUUUUUUCAGCAGCACUGAGCCUCAUCUCCUAGCAACACCAGCCUCAUUCAUUCCUCAGGAUCUCGUCCAGCCGUACCCGAGAGGAUGCUGCCUUAUUCAGACGCUCUCAGAUCUGUUGUUUCUGCUGCUCUGAUAUUAAACGCACCCUUUGAAGUUCAGAAAGCAUUAUUAGAGUCCCAACAUUUUUGACUAGUUUGUGAGCGAUGGAGGGGAAAAAAAGGGCGAGGAGAAGAUGGAGAAAUCACGAAACGAUCACCGUGCUCCUUUGAUCCCUGACAGUCCUGUACAGUUAUGUUAUUAUAGCUCAUAUUAAAGCUAUUGUGUGUAUUGUGAUUCAGUGGGCGGGCACUUACCCAGCCUGCAGCUCAUCUUGCCCUACUUUCUCCCCAAAAACAACGUGCUCGGGAAAACAAAUGUUCACCUUCAUCGGCCAGACAUGUUUGCAGAGCAGAACUGUUGGAAUGAACAAAUUGUCCAAGCAAAACCGAGAAAACACGAGAAAGCACUCAGAGUCUGUUGUUUGUUUUUUUACCCUUACUCAGACAAUUAUCUCAGGAUCACUGGAGAAGAGGAGUUACACUUGCAUUGUUCAUAAUCCCCACUGUCAACACUCUUAUACUCUUUGUUCACAGCUCUGCUUUUAUGAAGUAGUACAGUUUUAUUAAUGAACUCGAGCUAAUUUGUUGUCUACUUUGGGCUUGUUUUUAAACACAGGUUUUCUUGAGCUUUAUUUAGCCUCAAUCACUCAUAAUUUUGGACCCUAACACUGCAGCCCCAACCCGGUUAAAACCUUUAAAAUAUAACUGUAUUGCAUAAAAAAAUCAAUUUAUUCAGCUUAUGGUCACUCACCUUCAACAGCUACAGCUUCAUAAUAUUGCGGCCAAAAGUGUACUUUCAUUUGGGGCUCUUCAAGGGCCCCUACCUUCAUUUAAAAAUUUUUUUUUAUGUGAUUAUUUUAAUAAAUUUAACCCCUGAAAAAGAGAAAUAAGCUAUUCAGACCAAAGCAUGUUAAUUCCUGUAAGAAUUGCCUAUUUUGAAUGGGUGUGUAUGUGACUUUUGAGGGUUUUGAGCGAGCCUCAAGUGGACACUGGAAGAACUGCAGUUUUCUGCACUUCUGCAUCAGCUUUAUUUCUUAUAAUUGGAGUUUGCAACUUGGAGCCAGGACUCUUGUGUAGUGUUUAAAAAAAGUCGUGUUGUAUUGUUCACGAACGAUUCGUUCAUAAGAACCGAAUCUUUUAAGUGAACGUACUGAACUCAAUCACUUCUUCAAGUGAUUCGUUCAUGUCUCACUUCAGUUGAGCUGUCACCAGUGCACGCAGCAUUGCAAGGCGAGCAGCCGGCGAGCGAGGGACCACACGCUCCGACACCUGAAUCACUUGGUGAACGAAUCACGCAGUGAACUACCCUCUCUGGAAUCAUUUUUAUCCAAGGCAGGGGUGGGCAAUUAAUUUUUACAUGGGGCCACAUGAGAAACCUGAACUAUGUUGGAGAGCCGAACCAACAAUAACUUCAACUUCAAAUCAGGAGGGUUCACACAUACAGAAAAGCAAACCCCAAAUAAGCAACUACUAGUUAAAAACAAGCCCAAAAAAGCGCACCAGCGAUUCACGAGUUUUGCAAGCGACUUGUGAGAGAAACAUACCUGAAGUCUUUUAUGAUAAGCGGACUGAGCAACUAUAAGGGGUCUACGUAUAUUUUGAAUGAAUCUUUUUAGUGAACUGAUUCUAGUGAUUCAGUACAUCUAAGAACUGCCGUACCCAUCACUAAAAAAAAGGGGGUUUUCUGAUCGCACAAUAAGCCGUCUGUUACCAUAAAAGGUAAGAUCAAAUUCUACGACAUGUUUUUAUUUGUUGCUCUAGCUUUAUUCAAACUCUUAAUCUUUUAUAGGCUGGCUGCUUUUCUACUUAAAUUAUGUGUCUCUCUGACCGCACAUGACCCUUUGUCUUAUCAUCCAUUGAACUCUAACAUCCCAGCACCUGGCAGAGGGUUAUUGCUUUUGGGAAUCUAAAUAUUUGAUGCUUGUUAAGCUGACGCAGUGAAACAGGCUUCCUGAAAAUUGUUUCCCUUUGUUUCUGUUCCAGCUGCUCCGGCUUUGACCCAGUACUCACCCUCUUUACGGGAUCCUGUCACUGUCUCUCUCUCACAGGAAUCACUGGCAGGAACAACAUGCUGCAGAGGAUAAGGAGCCGGGUCGACUAUAAAGCCUGUGACUCCUGAAGUAAUUAGGCUUACACUUACACGAUUAACUCGCAACAGAGCAGAGGUCUCAGCUUUAAAUUACUCACUGCUCCAGAGAGGGUUUGUUUGUUACCGUGGAGCUGUAUGUUCUCAAAGAUAGACUUGCAAAGGGACGAUAAGGUGCUAAUUUGUGACUGUAAACACUGUUCAACUCCCAAAUACGCAGCCACGUCCUCUGACUCUGCUAUGCUAGCCCCUCAAUGGUCCUUAAAGCUCCUGUUGGGAGUUUUUUGGCAUUGAUGAAAUAGACUAAAAAUUUAUAUUCAUAGCUACGGUGGCUGAGAACCGCCACUGCUGCAAAAAAAAAAAAAAUACAAAAAAAAAAGAAGCCCCACCAGAAGUUACUGAUGGAAAAAAACAAAAAAACGAAGCCCACUGCAAAUGAAAAAAGAAACAGUGCAGAGAAGGAAAAGAAAGCCACAACAGAAGCGCAAAAAAAAAGCUGUGAUGCAAAAAAUUUUUUAAAAAAGUUACUCACUGCCAAAAUGAAAGGAUGCAAAUGAAAAAGCCAUAACAGAAGUUACCGGUGCAAAAAAAAAACAAAAAAGAAGCCAAAGCCAAAGUUGCAUGUAAAAAGAAAAAAAUGGUGCAGAUAAAAAUAAAGCAACAACGGAAGUUAAAAACACAAAAAAAGUUACUUACUGCGAAAAUAAAAGGAUGCAGAAAAAAAUAAAGCCACAACGGAAAUAAACAAAGCAAAAAAAAGUGGCGAUGCAAAAAAAAAUAAAUAAAAAUUACUCACUGCGAAAAUAAAAGAAUGCAAAUUUAAAAAAGCCACAACGGAAGCUACUGAUGCAAAACAAAAUAAAAAAUUAACCUAAAGCCGUUGCAAAAAAAAAACAGUGCAGAAAAAGAUUCUUCACUGCGAAAAUAAAAUGAUGCAAAUAAAAAAAAAGCCACAAUGAAAGUUAACGACACAAAUUUAAAAAAAAAAAUGGCGAUGAAUAAAAAAAAGUUACUUACUGAGAAAAUCAAAGGAUGCAAAUAAAAAAAAAAACGCAACGUAGGGGAGAUGCUCGGCCACCAUACAUAUCUACUUAAAACAUGUAGAGGACAAAGUUAGUAAAGACUGCUUUGGCCACAGGGGGCACCAAAGGGGAAACAAACUGAAAGUUCCUCAUGGGAGCUUUAAAGAUAUGCAAGAUUGCCAACCCUAUAACCUUAUGGGUAUUGCCCCACUUUUUUAAAUCACAUGCAGAAGCUAUGCAUGGCCCUAUGUGCAGAUCAGUAUUAGUGUUAGCAUAUGUUCUGAAUAUAUUUCAUUCAUAAAUAUCUCAGCAAACAUUAUCAUAAUUACUCAUCUUCCUUUGCAUGUUUUAUGUAGUUUUUGGACAUUGCUGGAUAAAAAGUGGCUUCCUGAAAAGUUAAAGAUUACUCACUGCUCAAGAAGUAUCAAGAAUAAAAAAAAUUUUUGUCUGUCUUCUCACCUCUUAAAUAAAAGUACUUUUCUUAGUGUUGCACUAGCCAUUACAUCCCUGAAGGAGUCGUCUUUAAUUUCUAAUACAGCUUCAUUUAUGCAAAGUUAUUUUGCAGCAGCAGCAAAGAUGCACGCUUGAAGGUGUAUCGACCCAAUGAGCGGCGCUCAGAGCUGCAGAAGCAGAGAAGCACUUUAGCUGACGCUUUAGCUUCACUGGCUGAUGUGCAUCGGCAGGCAGGGCUGCUAAAUAAGUCAGCACUGAUGUUAGCAUGACUGCAAACAGCUUCUGGAGAUGGAGCGGUUUUCAACCUCAGAACGGUCAUGUGUCAAGGGCUUUUGCACGUGGAUGUGAUCAGUAUCAUUUAUUGAAAUAGUUUGGAUUACAACAUGAUGUCUCUCAGAGUGGAGUGGUUCCCAGGACUUUGUUGGGAUUCUUCAACAUGUUGUUAGAUCUACUUCUGACCCCUUGACUCUGGUUUUUUCGUAGGAUGACCAAAUGUCCUCUUUUAUCCGACAUGUCCUCUUUUUUGGGGCCUGUCCAGGUUUGUCCGGGGAAGUUUAUAAAAUCCUCCGAAUGUCCACGGUUUUGUACGUUUUCGAGCUUGUGUCACGUGAAGGAUUAAAAUUAAAAUUCGUGCGACUCUGUGACUCCACCCCUGCGUAGUCGUGUCCUCUUUUUAGGAAGUCAGAAUAAGGUCACCCUAGCCCUUUAAUGCCUUUUGUAUCAUAUUUGAUACAUACUAUUAUGAUACUUAAAUCAAAUCAAUACGAUCAACAAAUUACUAAAAAAAACACCUGAGUACAGUCCGAUAAAUGAUAAAAAUGUCCUCUUGUAGUUUUCAGUUUCCAAAAAUAUCUAAUUUAUCAAACGAGAUAAAUAAAUAAAUUUGUAAAAUUUUAAGGACAUUUUGAUUUUUUUGGUUUUCAGUAGUAAGUAAAAUAAACAUUUCAACUCCCCCCAAAAAAAUAGAAUUUUCUGGCCAUAAUUUGUGGUUUCAGGCUUUUAAGUUUUGUUUUUGGAGUCUAGUAGUUUAGUAAAGUUUGACUGAACUGAUUCACAUACAAGCAAAGAUCCCAUCGAAUAAAAUAUAUCCUUAUUUUUUUUCCAUGUCCUGGAUUUUGAACCAAUUUUCACUGCUACUCUUAAACUCAAUACAAGUAAAUACACUUAAUCUGUUUCAUUCAAUCUUUGUAAAGACAGAUUGUGUAACAACAGUUUGUUGUUUUCUCUUUGCCGACAGUCAUUCAGCCAAAAAUACUGCAGCCUGCCCGCCUGAAAUAGUGAGUAGUGCCUUUUUUUUUAGUUUUGUGGAGAUUUAAAACAAGACUGAACAUUAUUUUUUUGUGCUCAAGAGACACAAGAACGUAGAUUUUAUUACAUUUUUCCCCUCAUAUCACUGGCAUAUUGGACUUCUUACUUAUUGCUUCUCAAUUCAUUCAAAGAUUCAUCGCUCAAACAUAUUAAGAUUUGAAUUUUUCUCGAACAUAUCUCCACACUCUACAUCUACUCCUACCACAGUAUGUAGUAUAAGCAUGGCGGUAUGUCUACUACCAUCCACCUUCAGAGUACACUCCCACAUCGCCACCAUUGUGAGCGCAGAUUAAAAUGAAUUCACCACAGAUUUGGGAACCUACUUUAAAGUAAGUCAGUGCUGAGAGGACAUAUGCAUGCAUAAUACAGCACAUCCUCGCAGCAUCUGUACAUGCCUCGUCGGUAGUGUCUUGUAAAGCCUUGCACCUGCAGUCAGAAGGGAUAACAUUACAUGCUGUGUGUGUGCUCGGCAGCACAACUCGCAGCUCUCUUUAGCAGACCAAAAGGGGGGGAGCAAAAGUAGGUCAACCUCCCAGAGACCCACACAUCUCUCCCAAUGAAUCCACACUGCAGCAGCAGCAGCAGCGCUUGUGUCUGCCACGAGGAGGGCCUUCGAUGGCAGCAAAAAAAACAGGAGUUGACAUCUCCCUCCUGCUCAUUUUUUCCCGCACCAACGCAGGAGAGAUUUAUUCUUACACUUGAAACAGGAAGCUGCAGGACAUGAAUCAAGAAAGAUCAGCGCUGGCGUGUGCUGGAAAUCAUGUAACUGACAAAAUCAUCAAUGAUUAGCUGAGGGGGGGUGCUGCUGCAUUUUAGGAAGUCCUUGAAUUUGCAUCUUUGCAAUACCGCCUACUGAGAUAUUUUGGCCUUUUUGUCUUCACAUUUUGCAGGAAGUCUUAAGAAAGACACGCUUUUACAAUAAAGCCACAAAUAUAACAAAAUCAGGAAGUGAACUGAGAAAAUCUGAACAUAUUUACUCACUAUUUUCCACCCAAAACAAGAUUCUGCCUGCUCCAGUUUCUCUGAGACAUCAUUCAUCACUGCUGGUGAAUUCAAACUUUCGUAAAGGUUCGACCCACCUUGUCGUGAACACCAUAAGUGGGAGGUGUUUAUAUUUCACAGUAAACAUGCCCUCAUUUGAAGGUCUUAAAGGGAUAUUCUGGCGUAAAAUUAAUUUAGG
This is a messenger RNA of Xyrichtys novacula (pearly razorfish), 10259 nucleotides long. Lineage: Eukaryota; Metazoa; Chordata; Actinopteri; Labriformes; Labridae. The record is from the annotation of a GenBank genome assembly.